AUGACGAAGCAGACCAUACUGCUCGUGGGCCCAACCGGCGAGACUGGCAGACAUAUUCUCAAUGCCUUGAUCGACGACGAUUCAUUUGACUUGAAGUGCUUCAUCCGAUCUUCAUCGGCAUCAAAAUCCAGUGCACAACAAAUUCGAGAAUGUGGGAUCGCUACUGUGACGGCUGAGCUGGAUGACCCUAUCGAGGAACUCAUCACAUUGCUGCAAGAUAUCGAUACCGUCAUCAGCUGCAUGUCUCCAGCGUCAAUGAAGCUUCAAAUCCCCCUCAUAGAUGCUGCCGUCAAAGCUGGUGUGAAACGAUUCCUGCCGUGCAAUUUCGGCACGCCGUCGGCUCGAGGAAUAUCGGCUCUGAGAGAUGUGAAAGAGGAAAUUCACGACCACGUCUUUCGCCAAAAGCUAGGCUUCACCAUCAUUGACGUUGGCUUCUGGUAUCAAGCAAGUAUUCCUCGCAUCCCAAGUGGCAGGUUCGACAGCGCUAUAUUCAUGCCAUUGAACGACGUCUACUCAGGGGGGUCCACGCCGAAUAUGCUUAUCGACGCUAGAGACGUUGGAAAAAUGGUUGCGAGAAUCAUCAAGGAUGAGCGCACUCUGAACAAAAGAGUCAUCGCGUAUGGAGAUGUUAUGAGCAAAAACGAGAUUCACGACUGUAUCGAGGACAAAACCGGAGAGAAGCUGGAGCUUGUCGAGAUCAGUGAUACCGAAGCUCAGAAUCGACUCGAUGCACGAAAAGCAGCAUACGCAGCCGAUCUUGAGAACAGGUCCAACAGAUUCCUCCUAGCAGCAGCACAGUAUGCCGUCACCAAAUACGUGCGAGGCGACAAUACGCCAGAGAACGCCAGAUACUUGGGAUACGUUCCCGCUAACGAGUUGUACCCGGAGUUCAGAUACAAAUCAUACACCGAGUUUGUCGAUGAGCUACUUACUGGCAAGAUUGAGAGACCUUACCCAGAUAUCAAGCUUUCUUGA
Messenger RNA from Aureobasidium pullulans EXF-150, 975 nucleotides. RefSeq names its product isoflavone reductase family protein. The coding region runs from base 1 to 975 and encodes 324 amino acids. The transcript is spliced from 3 exons. The record is from RefSeq and is a predicted model, not a curated record. Lineage: Eukaryota; Fungi; Ascomycota; Dothideomycetes; Dothideales; Saccotheciaceae.